AUGACCUUCCUGUCCCACCUGAGAGCCUGCUUUCCCUCUGUCAUACGGAGCUUCAUUCUACAAAGGAAUUCAGCCAUCAGAAACAUGUCCGGUAUGGCUACAGGCCCGCAGCCAGCCAGCGUGGUGGUCCUGCACAGGUCCCUGGCCCCAGCAUUUGAGAGUUUCUGCCAGGCCAACAGUAGUGUCCUGCCCCUACUGAGUCGAAAGGAGCCUGGCAAGUGGGCAUGGUCUGCCCUGGGAAUGGUCUCAGACACCAGGUCGGGCUGUCCUCAGUUCUGGAAAUACGAGUCUGGCAUCUGCACAGGCAGCCUGGCCUCGUUGGAGGAGUACUUGGAGCAGCUGAAGGACAUGGUGGCCUUCAUCCUGGGCUGCAGCUUCUCCCCAGAGGAGGCCUGCAAGGAGGUGGGGCUGCCCAGCAGAGACGCAGCGGGUCAGAGGAACGCUGGUGCAUACAAGACAACAGUGCCUUGCUCCACCAUUGCUGGGUUUGGCUGCCCUCUGGUGGUCACAAUGAGGCCCAUCCCCAAGGACAAGCUGGAUAGGUUGGUUCAGGCCAGUUGCUCCACAGGCGGCGAAUAUGGACAACCCAUUCACAUAGGUGACCCAGGCCUGCUGGGAAUCAAAGAUCUCUCCCAACCUGACUACGGAGACCCUAUUGUGUGUCAUCCAGGGGACAUCCCAGUGUUCUGGCCUUCUCAGCUGACCAGUUUUGAAGCUGUCAGUGGCUGCCGAGCCCCACUGGCUUUCACCAGUGCCCUGGAUCACGUGAUUCUGACUGACCUGAGGGAGAUAAAGAAGCCAGCCACGGGUCUCACCAGUAAGGGCAUCCCGGAGGUCCAUCGCAUUUCCCAGGAUCCUUUGCACUACAGCAUCAUAUCGGCUUCAGCUGUGCAGAAGAUUAGAGAACUGGAGGCUAUAAUUGCUGUGGACCCAGGUAACCGAGGCAUCGGUCACCUGCUCUGCAAAGACGAGCUGCUGCGGGCCUCUCUGUCGCUGUCGCAUGCCCACUCAGUGCUCAUCACCACGGGCUUCCCCACACAUUUCACCCACGAGCCUCCGGAGGAGACAGAUGGCCCGCCGGGAGCUGUUGCUCUGGCUGCCUUCUUGCAGGCCUUGGAAAAGGAGGUGUCCAUGGUUGUUGACCAGAGAGCUCUAAGCUUGCACCAGAAGAUUGUGGAUGAGGCCGUUGAGCAAGGUGUUCUGAAGGCCCCGAUCCCGUUAUUAACAUAUCGGGGUGGAUCAGCAGAAGCCGCUCAGGAUUUCCUGCACAAAGAUGGGGACCCCAAGUCACCUAGGUUUGACCAUCUGGUAGCCAUAGAGCGCGCAGGCAGGGCCGCAGAUGGCAACUAUUACAACGCCAGGAAGGUGAACAUCAAGCACUUGGUUGACCCCAUUGACGACCUUUUCCUCACAGCACAGAAGAUUCCCGGAAUCUCAUCAACCGGGAUUGGUGAUGGAGGCAACGAGCUUGGGAUGGGCAAAGUCAAGGAGGCCGUGAAGAGGCACAUACGAAAUGGGACUGUCAUCGCCUGUGAUGUGGAGGCCGACUUUGCUGUCAUUGCUGGUGUUUCCAAUUGGGGAGGCUAUGCCUUAGCCUGUGCACUCUAUAUCCUAAACUCAUGUGAGGUCCACGAACGCUACCUGAGGAAGAGAACUGGUCCUCCCAGAGCACUUGGGGAGCAGAACUGGAUUCAGGCUCUCCCAUCCAUCACCAAGGAAGAAAAAAUGCUACGCAUCCUGGUAAAACACCAAGUCCGCAGUGGCGUCUCGGGUGUCGUGGGCAUGGAGGUGGACGGGCUGCCCUUCCACACCACUCACACAGAGAUGAUCCAGAAGCUGCUAAACGUCACUGGGGUGCACCCGUGA
Chrysochloris asiatica (Cape golden mole) is the source of this 1866-nucleotide messenger RNA. RefSeq names its product chromosome unknown open reading frame, human C14orf159 (gene DGLUCY). The transcript has 12 exons. The coding region runs from base 1 to 1866 and encodes 621 amino acids. NCBI's taxonomy places the organism in Eukaryota, Metazoa, Chordata, Mammalia, Afrosoricida, Chrysochloridae. Gene Ontology annotation, molecular function: D-glutamate cyclase activity. Gene Ontology annotation, biological process: glutamate metabolic process. The record is from RefSeq and is a predicted model, not a curated record.